Molecule: messenger RNA, 3419 nt
Organism: Nematostella vectensis (starlet sea anemone)
Lineage: Eukaryota; Metazoa; Cnidaria; Anthozoa; Actiniaria; Edwardsiidae
Product: zinc finger protein 862-like
Exons: 1
Coding region: 715-3006 (763 amino acids)
Molecular function (GO): protein dimerization activity
Source: RefSeq, a predicted model, not a curated record
ACGCUCAACCCCUGGAAAUUUGUUUUUUACCACAACAACAACUUCACUCAUUUCACAAUUUCACUCAUUUUCGAGGAAGCACGUGCGACUUUCCGUUGCAAGUACCGCACGCGUGCGCGCGCGUGGUAUGGACUCUUAUUUACCACGGCGAAUUGACCAAUCAGAGCGCGAGAUUACUAACAGUUGUGGUAAAAAAGGCGAUUUUUGUUUGGGAACCAAAUUAUAAGAACGGUCCCAUAUCAAUCAGAUUUUUAACUGAAUUACAUAAAGACAGUAUGUGGCAGAAAAACAGUAUGUCAGAAAACGUUUUUCAAACAUAGCUUUUUAUUUCAAAUAACAUAACUUACGUGGUAUUUUCCAGCCAAACCAAACGAAGAGACUACAUUACCAUCGCCGAACUCUGUUUCAAGCAUUACUCAAGAGGUUCAAGAUGGCACGGCAUCAGGUGCCAAUCUCAUAGUGCAUGGUGGCGAGACAAAUGAGGCAAAUGAAACACCUAGCAACCCGACCCCGCAAAACAGAGCAAAGGGCGAAGUUAAAAAGGCAUGGACGGCAGAGGAUGAGUCGAAUUUCUUAAUCUCUUCAUUUGUUGAUGACCCUCAGGUUAUUCAUAGCUUCCACACGUGUAGAAGCCGGAGGUGCAUCUCUCUGCGCCCCACUGAAACGCGCCGCCUGGCUACGGGGGCUGCUGAUCGCUUUCAGCAUCAGUGGAUAAUGGAUGAGAAGUUGUCAUUGUCCACCGCCACUGAUGUCAACUGGCUUAUAUAUGUUGAAGGCCAGGGAAUGUUCUGCUUGCUUUGUCGAAAGCAUGGGACAUCAAACCCCCAAAACAAAAGCAAAAAAUACAGCCUCGAUCCUGCUGUGCGAUUUAAGCGAGCGGCUCUAGAGGAUCAUGCACAAUCACAACAGCACAAAGCAGCAGUCGAGGCGGAGCUACUCAGCAGAGUAUCAAGCUUUGAAGUAGCAAUCAAAGAAAUCCAAAGCAGUAAGGACGAGGUGUACUAUAAGACAUUUCUGGCCAUGUACUGGCUAGCAAAAGAAGAGAUGCCUAAUAAGAAGUUCACUAGUCUGCUGUCAGUGCUUGAGCAACUAGGUCUCGACAACAUCAAGUACUUUCAACACCGCUCUGCAGGAUCAGUCCGAGAAAUGUUCCUCCUUAUUGGCAGCGUAUUGAAAGAGCAGCUCACGACUAACUUGUCUCUCGCAAACUGCUUUGGAAUUCUCUCUGACAAGGUAUGCGAUGUUUCCAACAUAGAGCAGCUGGUAACAUUUGUAAAAUAUGUUGACCCCAAUAGUGGCAAAGCUCACACGACAUUUCUGGCCGCCAGCGACCUGUUAGAGAGUUCUACAACAGGAUCACCAGACGCCAAGUCCAUCACAGAGGCCAUUAUUUCCCAAGUCACAGAUGCUGGUCUGAAAAUGGAAAAUGUGUCAAGUUUCUCAAGCGAUGGGGCAUCCGUGAUGACAGGCCGAAGAUCCGGAGUAGCAACAAGGUUGAAAGCGGAUAACAAGGCCAUGCUUAACAUCCAUUGCAUCUGUCACCGUUUGGCCCUUGCGUGCGGAGACGCCAACGACACAGUAGAUUACAUCAAACAAGUGGAGCGUAUCCUUAUUCAACUGUGGUCUUUCUUCGAUAACUCAGCGAAGAAAACGGCGGCGUACGCGAAAUCCGUACUUGAAGUCAAGAAGAUAAAUGUCAGCGCGAAAGGCAAGAAACAAAUUGGAAAGCGGUUCAAAAAAGCCUGCAGGACAAGAUGGCUUUCAACGGAGAAGGCUAUCGAAGGGGUCUUUGAAGAUUACGAAGCAUUACUUCAGACCCUUAGAUUCUUCAAAGAGAGCAACGAUGCAACAGCAACUGGCCUUUUGAAGCAAACUUCGAAGUUGAAAUUUAUAGGAACUGUGUAUUUAUUGCAUGAGGUCCUUCCUAUCCUCGGGCAUCUGAGUAAGGCCUUCCAAGAGGGUGAAGUGUGUUUUGCUUCAAUCGCACCAGCCAUCGACUACACCAUGGAUCAGCUAGAUGAUGUCGCUAAGAACCAAACACACUUAGCCAGAAUGACGGAAGAUCUGAUCGAGGGAGGGAGACUUUCAAGGUGCGACCUGCCAGAUUUCACACCGGAGAAGAAGAGCAUGCUGCAAAGCCUAACAAGGCAAUAUGUCCAGGCACUGAAAGACAACAUCGUGAACAGGUUUUCUGGCAACCUAGAAGUCCUGACAGCCUUCAAAAUCUUUGACCCAUGCGCCGUCCCAGAGAAGACAGAUCCUGGCUUUAAGGAGUACGGGAAGAAAGAAGCAAUAGUAUUGGCCGACUUCUUUUACAAUGGAAGCAACGACCAGGCUGAAAAGAAGGACGAGUUACUGGCGGAGUGGACCAAGAUCAAAUACAACAUCUUGAGUUUAAAGAGCGAAGUCCCCCAAGACGUCAGACGUCCUUCAAAGAAGCUGACCAACCGGAAGACCCCGACAGAAUGGCUGCUUGAGCACAUGAUGGCCAUGAAAGCCACCUACCAACACAUGUGUCCAUGCCUCCUACAAAUAGUAGAGAUAUGCCUUUCUCUGCCCGUUAGCAAUGCUUGGCCAGAGCGAGGUGCCUCUGCUAUCAAGCGUCUCAAGACUCGCCUCCGAUCGUCAAUGAAAAACGACAUGCUCCAGGCCCUCAUGCACGUAACCAUCAAUGGCCCUAGUACAAGUGAGUGCAAGCCUAUCAUAGAAGAGGUGACAAGGCAGUGGUUGGCCAAGCCCAGGCGCAAAUUGGCAAAUCCUCCAUCAAAGGAUCAUCAACUGCACAAACCCACAACAACAGAUGCAGGCACUCAAGUCGACCCAAUCCCCAUGGACAUCACAGACAUCGAGCAUGUGUGGGAGACUGCCAGGGCGCUAGAGGCGGAUGUGGUUGCACUGGAGGAAGAAAUGGAGGCAACCGCAGCGCUUUUGAAGCUCCCUCCUGAUGAUCUGUUUGGCGAUUACUCAGACAGUGACUUUGAAUACAGCGACUCUGAAUGUGUCUGAUGCUUUUGACAACAGCUCAGUGAUCAUUAUUAAUUUACAGUCAGGUGUUGUGCCAUGAGUUGUUGUUCAAAACACAGCUGGAUCUUGACGUUGUUAUUUCAGAUAGUACAAUAGUGACAAAAUUUCACUCAGUGAGCUUUUGUGCCGAGGUUGUAAAAAGCACAGCUGUAUCUUGCGUAUUCCGGUAAAAUUUGGAUACAUUAUUAUUUCAUUAGUCAGGUGUUGUGCCGUGAGUUGUUGUAUAAAACACAGCUGGAUCUUGGCGUUGUUAUUUCAGAUACAAUUUCAUUUCAGAUAGUACAAUAGUGACAAAUUUUUGACAUCAAUCUUGAUAUUAGCAAUAAUGAUACCUUGUGUCCCGGGGUUGUAAAAGACAUCAGUUGAGUCAGAAAAUACUAAAGCUAUGGAACACG